Messenger RNA from Aplosporella prunicola CBS 121167, 2210 nucleotides. RefSeq lists its product as uncharacterized. The coding region runs from base 149 to 1744 and encodes 531 amino acids. Lineage: Eukaryota; Fungi; Ascomycota; Dothideomycetes; Botryosphaeriales; Aplosporellaceae. The record is from RefSeq and is a predicted model, not a curated record. The transcript has 7 exons.
CCUGGUCCGUCGAAUAGGUGUCUAUGAGUCUUCUGUUGUCGUGGUCUAGAACGUAUGUGUAGAUAACGCUCAGUCUCAUAGCUAUAUAGCAGAAACUGCCGCUCUGCCUACCAAGCUCAACAAAAGGCUUCUUUCAUAAAUCAAGACGAUGGCAUUCAGCUUCGCCCAUUCGGUCUCUCGGCCAUUCCCAUGGCGCUACCUUACUCCCUCGCUCAUAAUUUUCUUCAUUCUUGCCACAGUGUUCUUAUCAUUUUUCACUGCUGUGGUGGAUGGCUACGAACUCCGUCUUACCUAUACUACAAAUCCGAACGGUACCAUGGCGAAGAAGAUGUGGUACGACAAGCCAUUGUUUGCUAUGGUCACAAAGCGUUUUACACAAACAAAUUCGGUUUCCCUUACACUGAACAACAUAGAAACAACCAACCAUACCAUUUUGACAUCUUUGACAUACCACAACAACACUCUGAAGGAUUGCUAUAUCCACAGCAUUAAAAUGAACUUUGAUUCGGAAAGUGAAAGUGCGGGAAUAGAGCCAUUCGCUCCAAAACUACUGGGAGGUGUUACUUGCUCUAUAUCCAACGGACUUAACAACUUUUUAUUCAAUUUGACCGUGGAGUACAACAUAAAUGUCUCACAAUUUUACGAGGGUACAUACGGCAGACAUUUAACACAAGAACAGCAUAAUGAUGUGGGAGUUUACCGCAAGUUUGUUCGUAGUAACAGCCCCGAUGCGGCGAUGUGGUGGGCAGAGUCUCUCAUGGUCGCGUACAGUAUACACGCUUUUUCGUCUCAAACAAAUCUCUCCAACCGCAUGGCAAACUUAACUGCUAUAAAAGUCGGGAAGUCAACGCUGAACUAUCAACCGUCUUCUGUUGUAACAGAUUUAAAGGACGACAGAUUCUUCAACACCAACAUAUGGUUUACCGACAAAGAAAGUAGAUUAUACAUGUGGGAUGAAUGGGCGAAAAGCUCCGAGACUCUAAGCGGACCCGUUUCCAACCUAACCUUGGCAGAAAUGAAAGAAACCGCGAGGGUCAACGACAUGCUAGCCAAGGCCUUCUACAGUACUAUUCUAGUCGACCUAGGAAACAAAGACAAGCCUAACGUUAUAGCCGACGAACAACUGCUACAAAGAUACACGCGCAAAUUAGGUACUUAUGGACCCAGCACGGAGCUUCUUGGUCGCCUGAGCCUGGCAAACGAUAGUUAUAAUGCCCUUAAGCACAUUCGUGGAAGGCCAACCAUCAAGCCGUCAACGAUAUUCUCGGGCUAUCUUUGCCAGAUCCCAACCCGCAAGUCCACAUCCUCAUUCAUGAUCGCGGUUCUUCUCGCCGACCUCGUCAUCCUGCGCGCACUGUGGACCAUCAUCACGUUCACCGCAACCCUGAUAGCAGAGAAGAAAGACCCGCAAGAGAACUGGUGCAUAGGCUGCGCGGCCGCCGCUGCAGCAGCCAACUCAACCCGCUACCCUCUCCCGCUGUACAGCCCACCCUCGCACCAAAUCAACAACACACAACAGCCGGAAAAGCAGCCGCUGCGCUGGUGGAAACGACACGCAAAGCCAUCACAGUCCCGUACCGGGAACAGCGCGACGGAGCACGGCGGCGACAUCCAGCCAUGGGCGUCUGCAAGCGACGAGGGGACACUGGCUCCCACGCCCUUGGCGCGAGCUGCUCGGCUGUUGGUCACGGACGGAAGAGUUGGUGACGGUGGGCUGCGCUUCGUGACGAGGCAUACGUGGUGAUGUGGUUUCACUUUCGUUGGUGGAAUGGUGGCUGGGGGUGAUGAAGGGUUGGUCUAUUUAGAGCAGCGCGUUUGCCCUGUUUCCCCCUCCCAGGCGUUGGUUCGUUCGUUUUUGGCAUGUCUAAGCAGACGUUGUGUGCUUCAGUUAGCCCUCAAUAGGUGUGUAUUUUUCCUAAUAAAGCACUUUAGGCGUUUAGUUAGAUUAGCUGUGAUCGACUUCAGUGAAUAAUUGUUAAGCUUCUCCUCAUGCCCACACUUACAUAUAAGCAUAACAACAGGCCCCUACAUCCGCACAAAGAGCAGUUCAUACAUGCACAAAAAGGAUACAACAAAUUCGCCCUAAUCUCGCUUUACAGAAACCCCCCUCUCUCACCCACCUUAGCCACCACACAACUUACAACCCCCGAACCAAAACAAAACGCAACCAGCGCCCCUCCCCCUCCCCCUCCCCCUCCUCCCACCUCCAC